Owenia fusiformis is the source of this 1721-nucleotide messenger RNA. The record is from the annotation of a GenBank genome assembly. NCBI's taxonomy places the organism in Eukaryota, Metazoa, Annelida, Polychaeta, Sabellida, Oweniidae.
AUGGAGCAGAUAGCAUUACUCCUUUCAAAUGCUGGCCAUGAUGUAACAUACUUCGUCCACACGGAAUACACUGCCUCAGAAAUACUUCAAGCAGCAAAUGUUACCAUUAUAACAUACCAGUACCCCACUAAGGACCUAGCAUACAAUCUGGGAGGGGAUACGAUAACAGAUUUCACGAAAAUGACAAUUCUAGAAGAAAUGGCAUUUAUGUUUAAAAAAGGACAAAUCCACGACAUAUAUGUUAACUAUUCCAUUUCUGCAUAUUUCUCAGAUAUGAACCAAUGGUGGGGACUCAAAGCUCAGAAUUUUGACUUGAUAAUAUUUGACAGUCAAGAUUUUGCUUUAGGAAGGCUCAUGAAGGAAUAUCUAGACAGACCUGCCAUACUUUGGUCAAAUGCCGGCUUUGAGAUGCAUAUCGAUAACUGGCUGGUGCCAUUCCAUGUAUCAUAUAUACCUAUCAAUUUUGUGUCAUAUAGUGACCAAAUGACUUUUAAAGAACGAGCAAUGAAUACAUUUUACUAUGUGGCAUUACAGUACUACAUGAAAGACUGGUGUGAUACAACAAAUGAUGCUUUGGCAAAGGUCGCUGAUAAAGUUGGACUCCCUCAUGAAAUUAGACCUGUUCUCAAUGAUGCAGACCUCAUAUUUAUUCAAUCUAAUUUUCCACACUUCUACCCUCGUCCAAUCAUGCCAAAUGUUGUCCCUGUAUUAGGGUUACUAGAUCGUGACCAUAAGCCAAUUGAUGCAAAGUUUCUCAACUUCAUAGAUGGCGCUAAUGAUGGUUUUAUCAUCUUCACACUAGGUACAUUGGCAACAGGUUUCGAUGCGCAAACUCGGGAAAUUUUUGCUACUGCGUUUGCGAUGUUGAAACAACGAGUUUUAUGGAGGUAUAUUGGCUCUGAUCCUCUAUCACUAGGCAACAAUACAAUGUUGUCACCAUGGUUACCACAAAACGAUCUUCUUGGGCACCCAAAAUUGAAAUUAUUCAUUACCCAUUGUGGAUCAGGAAGCUCGGGAGAAGCUGUUUACAACGCUGCACCUGUGAUUGGUCUUCCUUUAUUUUUAGAUCAGCGCCAUCACUGUGCUCUUUUGACAAAACGUCAUAAAAUGGGAUUAACAUUAUCAUUUGCUGAUAUCACAUUGGACACAUUUUCUGCUGCGAUUGUUGAGGUCCUCGGAAACCCUCAGUACAAGAAAAAUGCUGUAAAAGCGCAGAAACUGGUCCGGGAUCAACCCAUCAAUGCUACAUACACAAUUCAGUAUUGGUGUGAAUAUAUUAUGAAGCACAAAGGCGCAUAUCACUUGAAAUCUUCUGCCAUGUUUGAACUGAACUUCUUCCAGUACUUCUUAUUGGACAUACUACUGCUUGUAUUAGUUACUGUGGUGAUUUCUUUGGCUGUACUAUAUUGCAUCAUUAAACAGUUGGUACUGUGUCUUUGUAAAUAUAAGUCCCAGAAACUUAAGAAAUCUUAAGAUAUAUUAUUCUUAUGGCAGGCUCAUGGCGGUCAGGCCACAAGGAUGAGAUAUAUAUAGCCAAAAUGACGCAACCUCCGAGGAGGAGCAGACUUACUGAAUACGUCUUAUGAUACAAUCAUGUAAUCAAAAAAUGAAAAUGUUUUCAGCUAAAAGUUAAAAAAACUUAUUCAUGUUAUUGAGCUUACACCUUAUAUUCCACAUGGAGAAAUUUAUUGUUUAGUUUGGUCGUCUUUGUUGUCAGGUAA